This is a messenger RNA of Peromyscus maniculatus bairdii (prairie deer mouse), 1005 nucleotides long. The record is from RefSeq and is a predicted model, not a curated record. NCBI's taxonomy places the organism in Eukaryota, Metazoa, Chordata, Mammalia, Rodentia, Cricetidae.
AUGCAGGGCAAUUGCUCCAUAGUCAUCAAGAAUGUCAAUAAGGAGAAUUCAGGAAUUUACAAGAUGAAAUUGUGGAAACGGGAUCGUCAGAUAGUUGUAGGCAGCGUGGAGUUUCAUGUAUACUCUGCCCAGCAAUUCAGUCUUGUAGCAGUUCCACCUAAUGCUGCUGUAGGGACUAACGUUUUACUAAAUGUCAUAAAUAUGCCGGACUAUGAGGUCUGUAACUGGUACGAGAAUGAAAAAUUUAACAUGCUCUCAAUGGGCAGCAGUGGUGAAGAUAGACCUGCUACACCUGGCGUUGGAUACGUAGAUAAAGUGGACAUGUAUAGAAACUGCUCCAUAGUCAUCAAGAAUGUCAAUAAGAAUGAUUCAGGAAUUUACAAGAUAAAAUUCAGGAAAAGGAAUUUUGCGCCACUUAUAGAGAGCGUGGAGUUUCAUGUAUACUAUCCAGUGACUAAACCCUCCAUCCAAGUCAACCAAACCAUAGGCAACGACUUUGUCUCUGUGUUCCUGAAUUGCCCGACGAAUGACAAUGAUAACUCCAUUCAGUGGUUCUUCAAAGGCCAGAGUAUGAAUAACACAAAUAGGAUGCGACUGGCCCAGAACAACAGAACCCUCGAAAUAAUCCCUGCCAGGAGGGAGGAUUCCGGGGACUAUCACUGUCAUAUAUCUAAUCCACUCGGUUCCAUGAGAAGUGACCCCAUCCAGCUGGACGUAAUAGAUCCAGUGACUAAACCCUGCAUCCAAGUCAACCAAAUCAUAGGCAACGACCUUGUCUCUGUGUUCCUGAAUUGCCCGACAAAUGACAAUGAUAACUCCAUUCAGUGGUUCGUCAAAGGCCAGAGUAUGAAUAACAUGAAUAGGAUGCGACUGGCCCAGAACAACAGAACCCUCGAAAUAAUCCCUGCUAGGAAGGAGGAUUCCGGGGACUAUCACUGUCAUGUAUCUAAUCCACUCGGUUCCAUGAAAAGUGACCCCAUCCAGCUGGACAUAAUAGGUGAGUGA